This is a messenger RNA of Argentina anserina (silverweed cinquefoil), 2507 nucleotides long. Its product is annotated as L-type lectin-domain containing receptor kinase S.4. Gene Ontology annotation, biological process: protein phosphorylation. Lineage: Eukaryota; Viridiplantae; Streptophyta; Magnoliopsida; Rosales; Rosaceae. The record is from RefSeq and is a predicted model, not a curated record. The coding region runs from base 230 to 2320 and encodes 696 amino acids. Gene Ontology annotation, cellular component: plasma membrane. Gene Ontology annotation, molecular function: protein kinase activity; carbohydrate binding; ATP binding. The transcript has a single exon.
GCAGUACAGUAGUUAAUGCCUUCAAUCAUAAUCCUCAAUCAAAUACCAGAUAUUCCCUCUGCCACAAGCCCACAACCUUCUCUGAUCUUCUCUCUUCCACCAACCAAAACCAAAGCACCAAAAAGAAUAAGUGGAACAACAAAGAACACAACCAUUUCAAUCCAAACCCACCACCAUUCUCUCACUUUCUUCACAAACCAACGCCACCCCAUCUCCUGUCUCCUCCAUUAUGGCUCAAAGAUUCAUCCUUUACUGGCUUCUGCUCCUCUUCCUCACAAACCCUUCAACCUCCGACGACCUCGAGCUCAUCUACAACGGCUUUCACGGCGGCAGCAGCAACAUGACCCUUAACGGCGUCGCAGAGAUUGAACCCAACGGAAUGUUGAAGCUCACAAACCAGACUCUCCGUGUCCUCGGCCACGCCUUCUACUCCUCCCCAGUCAGAUUCCGCAGCUCCACAACUCGUAAAGCCUUCUCCUUCUCAACUGCUUUUGCCUUAUCUAUUCACCCGGAGUACCCAAAACUCGGCGGCCACGGCCUCGCCUUCGUCAUCUCACCGUCCAAAGAGCUACCGGGAUCUCUUCCCAGCCAGUACCUCGGGAUUCUCAACUCCACAGUCGUCGGAAACUUCUCCAACCACAUCUUCGCAGUUGAGUUCGACACAGUUCGAGACUUUGAGUUCGGUGAUAUUAAUGACAACCAUGUUGGGAUCGACAUAAACAGCUUGGCUUCUAAUGCUUCCACUGCAGCUGCGUAUUACGGUGGUCGGAACUCGACGAAGAAAGACCUCAAUCUGAAAAGUGGGGAUGUGAUCCAAGCUUGGGUGAGUUAUGAUGCAGACAAGAACCAAGUGACUGUUAAGCUUUCACCUACUUCUGUACAACCUAGUACUUCGAUCUUGACGCUCGAUGUAGAUCUGUCUCCGAUUUUUCAGGAUUAUAUGUAUGUUGGGUUCUCAGCUUCAACUGGGUUGUUGGCUAGUUCUCACUAUAUAUUGGGAUGGAGUUUCAAGAUGAAUGGAGAUGCACAGUCUCUGUAUUUGGAGACUCUGCCCAAGUUUCCGAAGCCAAAAAAGUCGCACAAAGUUCUGAUAAUUGGUUUUUCAGUUGCUGCUGCUUUGGUGUUUGUGUUUGGUUGUGGUGUUUUGGGUUUCUAUAUGGUUAGGAAGAUCAAGAACCGUGAUGUGAUUGAAGCUUGGGAGCUUGAUAUUGGUCCUCAUAGGUUUCCAUACAGGGAGCUGAAGAAGGCCACAAGGCAUUUUAGGGAAAAAGAGGUGAUCGGUUUUGGUGGAUUUGGGAAAGUCUACAAAGGGACUUUGCCGAAUUCGGAUACACAAGUUGCGGUGAAGCGUAUAUCUCAUGAUUCGAGGCAGGGUUUGCAAGAGUUUGUGUCUGAGAUUGCGAGUAUUGGCAGGCUUCGCCAUAGGAAUUUGGUUCAGUUGUUGGGGUGGUGUAGAAGAAGAGGAGAUUUGCUGCUUGUGUAUGACUUCAUGCCUAAUGGGAGCUUGGACAAGUACUUGUUUGAGAAUCCCAGAGCGAUUUUGAGCUGGGAGCAGAGGUUUAAGAUUGUCAAGGGUGUGGCUUCAGGGCUGUUGUACCUGCAUGAAGGGUGGGAGCAAACUGUGAUUCAUAGAGAUAUUAAGGCUGGGAAUGUGUUGCUUGAUGCUGAGAUGAAUGGGAGGCUUGGUGACUUUGGCCUUGCGAAGCUGUAUGAGCAUGGUUCAAACCCAACAACUACUAGAGUGGUUGGCACAUUGGGGUACCUUGCACCUGAGCUCACCAGAACUGGUAAACCAACUCCAAGUUCUGAUGUGUUUGCUCUUGGUGCUCUUUUGCUUGAGGUGGUGUGUGGGAGAAGGCCCAUUGAGCCGAAAGCGCUGCCUGAGGAGCUCAUUUUGGUCGAUUGGGUUUGGGAUAAGUGGAGAGCUGGUUCCAUUCUUGAUGUUGUGGAUCCUAAAUUGGAGGGUGAGUUUGAUGAGUAUGAGGUGGCUGUGGUGCUCAAGUUAGGCAUAAUGUGUUCCAACAAUGUGCCCGAGGCAAGGCCAAUAAUGAGGCAGGUAGUGAGGUACUUGGAAGGCGAGGUGGCGCUGCCGGACGCAGUGUCAUCUCCGGGGGCUUAUGAAAGUUCAAAAGGCGGCGGUAAUGGUAGUACUGGUGGUGAGUUUGAGGAUUAUGUGCAUUCCUUUUCGUAUCCUCCAUCAUCAUAUUUUGAUAAGGCAAGUACUUGGUCGUGUGAUGAAGGGGACGUAGAUUUUGAAGCUGGUUCAAGCUCAUCACCUCCCUCAGAACCUGGUAAAGCUGGUGGUAACUGCCCAAGAUAGUGUCAAAUUUCUCUGUUUUUUUUUUCUUUCUUUUAUGGAUCAAUAUUUCUUGUUGAGUCAUUAUAGAGCUAUCCUAGAUUGAUGUAAUAUUGAUCAUUGUCCCACCCCUUUGGGGGUUGUAAAUUAUCUGUUACAUGAUGUUCCUCUAAUCUUUAUAGAAAGCUGCUGCUUCUUCAUCUGUAAUGUA